GGGCGGGGCCGUGGACGCCAUUGCGCUGCUACGGGCUGGCGGCGAUCUUGGGCGUACAGGCUCUCGCCUUGUCUUCUGGCCCUUCCCCGUCCAGUUCUCCGGCCCGGCCCCCGGCCCGUCCCCGACCCGGUUGCCGACCCGUCCCCGCGCCGCUGCGCGCGGCCCGCUGGGCGGGGUUCCGGGGAUGAGGCGGCGGCGGCGGAGACCGGAGAUGAUGCUCAGCCGCUGAGGAGACGCGGCGCCCGGAGUGCGGCGCGACCCGCGAGAUGGCUCAGCCGGCCGGCCCGGAGGGCGGCGAAGGGCCUCCGGACCCCGUGGCGGCCGCGGGCCCGCAGGACGCGCUGAGCCUGGAGGAGAUCCUGCGGCUCUACAAUCAGCCCAUCAACGAGGAACAGGCGUGGGCCGUGUGCUACCAGUGCUGCGGCUCCCUACGCGCCGUGGACGCCGGCCGCCUCCAGCUCCGGCGCCGGGUGCGCUCAGCCGCGCAGAUCCGCGUGUGGAGGGACGGCGCCGUUACCCUGGCGCCCACCGCCGGCGACGCGGGAGAGCCGGCCCCCGCCGCGGAUAAAUUGGAGUAUUCACAUUGUACAGAAACAGAGGUUAUCGAAUCUUUGGGAAUUAUUAUUUAUAAGGCACUGGACUAUGGCUUGAAGGAGAAUGAAGAAAGAGAGUUAAGCCCUCCGCUGGAGCAGCUUAUCGAUCGCAUGGCCAACACGGUAGAGCCUGAUGGCAGCAAUGAUGAGGGCUACGAGGCUGCAGAGGAAGGUCUGGAGGAGGAGGAAGAUGAAAAGAGAAAAAUCUCCGUGAUCCGGUCCUAUAGAGAUGUCAUGAAGUUAUGUGCUGCUCAUCUCCCAACUGCAUCAGAGGCGCCAAAUCACUAUCAGGCAGUAUGUCGUGCACUGUUUGCAGAGACAAUGGAGCUGCACACAUUUCUGGCUAAAAUUAAGAGUGCAAAGGAGAAUCUGAAGAAGAUUCAAGAGAUGGAGAAGAGUGAUGAAUCUAACACAGACCUGGAGGAGCUGAAAAACGCUGACUGGGCUCGAUUCUGGGUGCAGGUGAUGAGGGAUUUGCGGAAUGGAGUAAAACUCAAGAAGGUCCAAGAGCGGCAGUACAACCCUCUGCCCAUCGAGUAUCAGCUCACCCCUUACGAGAUGCUAAUGGAUGACAUUCGAUCCAAAAGAUACACUUUGCGAAAAGUAAUGGUGAAUGGUGAUAUUCCGCCUCGAUUAAAAAAAAGUGCUCAUGAAAUUAUCCUGGACUUCAUCAGGUCAAGACCUCCUUUAAAUCCAGCCUCAGCCAGAAAACUGAAGCCUACUCCACCGCGGCCACGGAGCCUCCAUGAAAGGAUCCUGGAAGAAAUCAAAGCGGAAAGGAAGCUGCGGCCCGUGUCACCCGAGGAGACCAGACGCGGCAGGUUAGAGGUGACCAGCCCUGAAUCUCCAAUGAGUGUUGUGGAGCCAUCGAUGGUGAGUGGAGGGUUAACGUCACAGUCAAGACAGAAAGGGGCGGGUGCCACACAGCAGGUGCCUGCGCAGAGGAAGAAGCUCCUCAAAGCCCCCACCCUGGCUGAGCUGGACAGCUCCGACUCGGAGGAAGAAACUCUGCCCAGGUCUGCCAGCAGCAGCAGUGCAUCUCCCUCCUUCCCUGAAGAUCCCUUUCUGGAGCCUGUGUCCAUGAGGAAGAACCCUCCAAAGUUCUUGCCCAUAUCCUCCACACCCCAGCCAGAACGACGGCAGCCACCCCAGAGACGGCAUUCCAUUGAAAAGGAAACGCCCACCAACGUGAGGCAAUUCCUGCCGGCGUCCAGGCAAAGCUCCCGGUCUCUCGUUCCUAGGAUAACCAGAGCAUGGCCAACGACGCCUUUCCGACCACUUUUUUCUACCCUACAAACAGCUUCUCUGCUCGGCUCUCACCCUUUGGAGGCAGCCAUGUUGGGGGUAGCAGGGGCUAUGUAUUAUCUGUGUGAGAGAGCUUUUACCAGCAGGUGGAAAUCCGCAAAGGUUGGCCUCUUUCUGCUGGUUCUGGGAGUUACUUUCCUCUCUGUCUCUCUGGCAGUGACCCCUCAACUACUGCACUCUGCAAAAAUUAACAGCUUAGAUGGACACUCUGCUUCUGACCAUUGAUUCCAAUCUUUGGUAGAUGUGUAGAUCACACCAUGAUCUCAAUUGAUGGGACAAUAGUGAAAGGACAACAAACUCAGAAUGCAGCAGCAUUAGUGCAACACCCCCCCAUCCCCCCCACCCUCACAACCCAGGGCUGCCCCACCCUCAGAAGAGCCAUUGCCCACACACUCAGCUGCCCGGCCCGGGAGCCCCAGGGCCUCUUUCUUCUCCAGCACCUUUAAAGCUUGUUGUGAUGCUCUGGAUGUUAUGUGGCUGUUAUGAAAAUCCACUAUGCUUCUCUGUAGAGAGAAAUUAGAAGUUUUCUUUUUAUUGAUGUGAUUAUUUAAAAUAUUUUAAAUCUCAUUUUGUAUUGUUUUUGAGAUUUUCAUACAUAAUACAUUUUUUAAAGAAAGUAUAAUAAUUUCCAAACCUCAGUGGUAUAAAAAGCCUCGGACUGUAUUGAGGCUUCCCCUGCCCCCAGUGUGACCUGGGCUGCUGACCUGCUGACCAGUGUUGGCAGCCGCCUAGCCUGGCUCUUCACAGCCCUCUGUUUACCAGACCUGUUCUGGACAAGUGAACCAGCAACUGGUUACUUUGUUAUUCUUUAUGACCCAUGUUGGUUUAGAAAAGAGACUUUGGAUGUAAAUGAGGUACAACAGAUCCCUUUCUCUGUUUAUUUGUCAUGAAAUACAGGGUAAAUCUCUUCGUUUUUUCAUUUUAGAUCUGGCCAUGUGAGCACAUGGUCAGAUGUGGGGGUGGCAUUUAAUCCUGUCCCUCCUGCUGCUGUUUCUGAAAAUCUGCUGACAUUUUAUUUUUAUUUUCAACCCUCCUCAAACAGUCUGUCUAGUAAGUCUACAUAUGACUUUAGACAGAGAAUUCAUCUUGAAUUUUAAAGGUGAACUUGAAAAAAGAAAAGAGUAAUUAAUGUUUGCUAUUUUUAUUUAAAUCUGCCUUCCUUUGGUUUAUUAAAAACUCAAAAAAGAAUGGUUGUUUUGGAUAAUUGUCAACUAUCUGCCACUUAUUUAUGAAGUUUUUGCUAACCAAGAACACUAUAAAAUAGGAGUUCUAAAGGCACAUCUGCUCCCACAGUAUAUUGUAAUCUCUAUUAAAGCUCUUUGGGAUUAGCUUUCUUUUCCUGAAUGUGGGAGCUGCACUGAAGCAGAAAGCAGCUGGAGAGUCUGAGUCGUGCUGCUCUGGUCCCUGGAGCCCACACUGAGCUAUGAACUGAGCUGAGCGCCUGCUGCAGGUGUGACCCAGCCCAUCGUCCAUCGUAACCACGGGGGCUAGGACUUGGCUCUUGGGUAGAACCCUGAGCACCCUUCACAUUUUGGGGCAUUAGCAUCUCAGCAAGAUCUGUUAAGGUUUAAUUUGGCUUUGGGGAUGUUGAAUUAAUAUUUUUUGUCAGUUGAAAAAAGUAAUGAAAGCUGUAUUAGUAACUUUAUUAUUUCCUUUCAUGUUGCAUUAAAGAUUUGUUGUCCUUGGGAAAACACCAGAAUUAAAACAUUAGCAUUUGACAUAAUGGAAGGUAUUUUUACUAAAGAGUAAUCUGCUUGAAAUUUAAAAAAAGAAUAAGAACACAAAAAAAAUCCACAAUGUCUUUGCACAUCUGAUAGAGCACUUGAUUUGUGCAUUGGUCCAAGCAGUAAGUUGAAAGUAUGCUUUGACUGGUCCCUUUUGUGACCUGAGACUAAGGAGCGGGAGGCACAGGAUGUCAGGGUCUCUGUGUGGGGGGCAUCCCAUCACCCAGAUGCAUCUCCCCACCCUGUUGUGGCAGUUGUGACGUUGGCACCAUCACCAUCUUCCUAAUAUAUGACAGCCAAUCUUAGGGAGUGGCCUUCUGCUUGUUUGCUAGAUUCAUAUGUUAUUUUGAUCCAGCUCAGCAAUUUUGUCACAGAGGCAGCCAUCAGAAAAUGUACAACUGUCAUGCUCGUCACUGACAAAUAAAGAUGACCAUAGGGAUACUUCUUAUGAACUAUGUCAGAAGCUGAGAGAAGUCGCUCUUCAGACAUGUGCAGCUGAUGCUACUAUCUGUGCACAGUCGUGAUGCCCAGAGGCAAGCCUGUUCCCAGUGGACACCACACUCUGUUCUCAGGGUCAGGUGAAGCUCAGGAAAUAUUGGACAUGCCAACUUAAUCCUAUUACCCCAUUCAAAGAAAACUGUGUGACGGUGGGUUUUUUUUGAGUAUUUCAGACAUCCUAGAGCGCAUGAUAUAAUCUUUCUAAACAAACUAUCCUCCCACCCUCCAGAAAGUAAGUUCUUCAUCUUAAACAUUCAAUUGCAGGAUCUUUUCCAAAACAUUUUUAGCAAAUUUAAUCUUCCCUAAGUUAGCUUGAACAGAGAUAAUUUUGUAUCGUUUAUUUGUAAGAAGCAGUAGUUCUGCAAACUACUUUUUUUUUUUUUUAGUAAAUGCUAAUGUUUUUCAAGUUUGCAACCUAGAUUUGUUUUUGUUUUUCUGUGAUUGAAAGACAGAACUGAAUGUUAAAACUCCAUAAACUGACUGCACUCACAGUCCUGUGCUUUCUCGUGUGGCUUGACUCCAGAAUGCCUAUGUGCAGCGCUGUUGUGUGUGUGGGCGUGAGUCACAGCAUGUGUGCACCGAGGACCUCGGGGCUGUGUCACUUCCCAGUGGUGGCACAAUGGCCCUCGUGAUGCCCAGCAGGGUGCGGGUGCACAACGGUUCUGUCUUUCUCCUGGGCCCACCAAUCAGGUGCAGGGCCGGCUGGGGAGCAGAUGGUGUGGGGCUCUCUAUUCAGUGGGACCAGUUACAUCAGCACCUUUCUGCACUGUGGUUUGGGAAACCAUCCACACCAGAUAGCCAGCCUCGGUGUUUAUUGUCAGAGUCCUCUGCUGUCUCUGCCUUGGUCCAGUGCAGACUGUGCUUCUGCAGUUGUUUAAAAGUGAUGAGAGAUCUGGAGCGCGUGGGGCAGCCUGAUGGGAGUGCCUGCUGGCUUCCGGGUCCAGUUCCACUCACACCAUUGGGAGUUCUCAGGCUGUGCUGAUGUAACUUACCACUAAAUAACGCUUCUCAAUACCAAUUACUAACCACCUUCUUUUGGCUAUUCUGGGUACCACAAAUCAGUUUUUAAAACAGUACCAAAGUUGUGGAUUUGCUAUUUAUCUAUUAGCAGAUAGUAUACAACAGGAAACUAAAUAACGUCUUUGUGUAAUCAUAGGAGAAAACUGACAUAAAUUUGGUUUAGAACAAUAACAUUUUCUUCCCGAGAUUUCAAUGCAUAGAUACAUAGGUCUGCUUCAUAGAAUAGAGAUACCUGAGGCAAAACAUCUAAACAAAUGUGAGGAACUUUAAUUAAUUGGAAAUUUCAGUAGACUACAGUGUUUCACAUGCUCCCCGGAAGUUUUCUGCCACCUCUUGUCUCAGUGUAAUUAGAAAUUGUGUGGUUCCCAGAGUGAGCCAGCUCUGCUCCAGUGUUUCCUGGGAAACCUCUUUUCUUCUCUGAAGCUACUAACCAGGUGACUGAUCUGAGGGGAACUUUGCCUCACCAGAGGUGGUGGGAAC
This is a messenger RNA of Hippopotamus amphibius kiboko, 5620 nucleotides long. RefSeq names its product spire type actin nucleation factor 1 (gene SPIRE1). Bases 267 to 2123 code for a protein of 618 amino acids. Lineage: Eukaryota; Metazoa; Chordata; Mammalia; Artiodactyla; Hippopotamidae. The record is from RefSeq and is a predicted model, not a curated record. Gene Ontology annotation, molecular function: actin binding. The transcript has 12 exons. Gene Ontology annotation, biological process: actin nucleation; intracellular transport; actin filament polymerization. Gene Ontology annotation, cellular component: cytoplasmic vesicle membrane; cell cortex.